This is a messenger RNA of Octopus sinensis (East Asian common octopus), 1832 nucleotides long. RefSeq names its product E3 ubiquitin-protein ligase E3D-like. Gene Ontology annotation, biological process: protein monoubiquitination; protein autoubiquitination; protein polyubiquitination. The record is from RefSeq and is a predicted model, not a curated record. Lineage: Eukaryota; Metazoa; Mollusca; Cephalopoda; Octopoda; Octopodidae. The transcript is spliced from 8 exons. Gene Ontology annotation, cellular component: ubiquitin ligase complex; cytosol; nucleus. Gene Ontology annotation, molecular function: cyclin binding; ubiquitin protein ligase activity; ubiquitin conjugating enzyme binding. Bases 104 to 1465 code for a protein of 453 amino acids.
GCGACAAAUAACAGCCAAAACAACCUGAGAUCACGUGGAGUUAAACAACAAAUAUAAUUUAUGUGAAAGUCCGUAAGCGGCCUCCAGUGUGGCAUUAAACACAAUGGUAAAUGGCGCUCUAAGUAGUUCGUCUUUUGCAGCGAUGUCAGCAUGUUUGGAAGACAGUCGAAAUGUAUCGGGUUACCACCACAAGAAGACAUGGUCCAUGUUGUAUGCCGAAAGAUUGAAGAAUCUAGGAAGGUUCACGCUGUAUCUUAAUGUCGACAGGAUCCAAAAUGAAACAGGUUACAGCAACAUUAGAGUCCAGGUAGAUUCUGGGUCAGUCAGCAUCACCACUGGACAAGGACGCGGCCGAGAAUGGACUUGGAAGCUGGGCAUUCCAGAAGUUCAGUUCCAUCCUGCUUCUUGUCGAGGUCUUCGCUGUUCCCGCCAUGGAGAGUUGCAGUGUACCCUACAGACAUCUUUACCCAACCUGCUGAUGUCUCCAGCACCUCCCACCUCUUCCAACCAACUGUCUUCCCAUCUGGUGGCUUCCCUUUCCAAGGGAACAGACAGUUGUAGAUGUCGUAUUUGUGGUAAUGUUAUUCUACCAGCAGAAAGAAAAUUCCGAAGAGUUCUUCCCCUACCAUCAGAAGCCUGGAUGGAAAUGUCUGGCAACCAUUUCUGCCAUCAACAUGAAACAAGUGGUUCUUCAAAGAAGUCUAAAGCCAGUUCAGUUUCUAGUGCCACUUUGUCACCCAAACCUGGUGACUGUCUGGUCAGUGAUUUGUACUUUCUAGUGAAUUCUACUGAUCUCAGCCCUACGUCUCUCAUCAAAAAGAUGAACUCCACUCAAGUGGUGUGCAGAAGAUGUCGAACAGAGCUUGGUACUUGUCUACCAUCCAGUGGAGAUGCCUCUCAAGAUAACGAGCCUGGCAGAUUUGUUUGCAAGAUUUAUUCCUACACCAUCAACAUGACGAAUCUAAUCAACUCUGUAACUGAACCUCUCACUGGUAUAAACAGGUGGACCUUUACUGAAGAGUCUUAUUUGGCCAGUUAUCUCUUAGAACAGAGUCGAAUCUACACCAGUUUCAAAUUCAUCAUUGAAUCUUCAAAAUCCGACCACCAGCCAGCCAUCACCUGCUUGGUUUGGUUGUUAGAUAACAUUCAAGUGUAUGAACUCAACGAUAUUCCAACUGCUGCUGAACAUAAGCAUGUCCAUGAACUGUCCUUGGAGCCAGAAGUACGACAGAAAAUUCUUUAUCAGGCUGAAAUAAAUAAUGUUCCUAAGUCUUCCAAUAAAGAGAGGAAAAUUGCUGAAGAGGUUCUGAAACUAUGGAAGUCAGAUGUUUCUGUUCAUAUGUUGACCCUUUCACCUCAACUGACCGCAACAUUGCUACGCUAUUUAAUCUGCAGUACCAAUUCCUUGCCAUUCUCCUGUCGAAGGAUUAAUGAAUUUCAUGUUGGUUUCUUACGUCCACCCUAAAAUCCAAAGAUGUUCAGUUCUGUUGACUUUUUACAAAUGUCUGUGUUAUUAUUAAAUUUUUAUUGAAGGCAGUGGGCUGGUUGAAUGGUUAGCAUGACAGGCAAAAUGCUAGGUGGCAUUUCACCCUUGUGUUCUGAGUUCAAACUCCACUGAGGUCGACUUUGCCUUUCUUCCUUUUGCGGUCGAUAAAUUCAGUACCAGUCCAAGCUGUGGAUGAAUGAAAUUGACUAACCCCUUUUCCCCUCAAAUUUCAGGCCUUGUGCCUAUAGUAGAAAGGAUUAUUAAAUCUCUAUUGUUUGCUUGUGUGUGUGUGUGUGUGUGUAUACACAGGGUGCUUAAGAUAUUUGAGUACAGAUUUCAUCAUCAU